AUGAGGGACACCAUCACCUCCCAGUACGAUUCCUUCCUUUACUGGAGAAUGCCCAUACCUGAACUGGACCUUUCUGAACUGGAGUGCCUGGGACUGGCCGACCUCGCCCUCUUCAAGCCCAAACGGGGCCUCGGCAGCCUCGUGUCCGAGCAGAAGAGCCAGAAGCCAAGCCUGGGGGAGCCGGAAGACGCGGAGGGGGCCUUGCUCCCCUUCAGCAGUUUCAACUUCUGGAGAGCCCCCAUCGCAAGCAUCAGCCCUGUAGAUUUCGACCUCCUCUGAAGCCUGGCAGCCUGGCGGAAGCCGCGAAUCUUCUUCUUCUUUUUUAAAUUAUACCCCCAACUGCAUCUUUCCUGGUGGUGUUUACUCCCUUCCCAAACUUCUCUGUGGUUCCUCUGUGCCGUGUUCGCGCGCUCAUGUGUCUGAAUCACUUGCCAUAAAACUAAAGUGGUAUGAGUGUAUUUGCUAAAAUACUGUAUCUCUCCACCCCCUCCCCCAGAGCCCCCCAGAUCUGCCAGGGUCCAGGAGGACUAGGAGA
Pseudonaja textilis is the source of this 535-nucleotide messenger RNA. RefSeq names its product MLLT11 transcription factor 7 cofactor (gene MLLT11). Gene Ontology annotation, cellular component: cytosol; nucleoplasm. Lineage: Eukaryota; Metazoa; Chordata; Lepidosauria; Squamata; Elapidae. Gene Ontology annotation, biological process: positive regulation of release of cytochrome c from mitochondria; positive regulation of mitochondrial depolarization; positive regulation of DNA-templated transcription. The record is from RefSeq and is a predicted model, not a curated record.